Lycium ferocissimum is the source of this 480-nucleotide messenger RNA. RefSeq lists its product as uncharacterized. The record is from RefSeq and is a predicted model, not a curated record. Lineage: Eukaryota; Viridiplantae; Streptophyta; Magnoliopsida; Solanales; Solanaceae. Bases 112 to 429 code for a protein of 105 amino acids. The transcript has 2 exons.
UUGCAGAUGUAUUGUACAUGGGAUCCAAUGGACAAUGAUAGGGUUUGCUUAAACUUUGAGAGGUAGGGGAGUGCAAGGUUGUCUGAUUGGUUUUCGAGGGCUAGAAGGUAUAUGAGGAUGCCCCAAUGGCUAAACGCUGAACAGUGGGAGAAACUUAAGGCAUAUUGGCGAACUCCUGAGUUUAUCGCCAAGUCUGAGCAGGCAAAGGCUGCCCGUGCAUCCCAGAAAGGUGGCUCUUUGCACACUGCGGGUGCAAGAAGUCAGGGGCACGUGGCUAGGACAAUGAAAAAAGCUACGGGACAGAUGCCAACUCAGGAUCAGCUAUUCCUAAAGACCCACACAAAAAAGAAGAAGCAUGAGUCGGAUCCGACCGUAUGGGUUGAGGACAGGGCUCAUAAUUCCUAUGUAAGUGAUAAUUUUAUUAUUUAAGUAAUUAUAUAUAAGUUUAAUUAUGAUAUAUUCGUUAUUUACUAAGUUUCA